Hemiscyllium ocellatum (epaulette shark) is the source of this 2936-nucleotide messenger RNA. RefSeq names its product tumor necrosis factor, alpha-induced protein 3 (gene tnfaip3). The transcript is spliced from 9 exons. The record is from RefSeq and is a predicted model, not a curated record. Bases 185 to 2731 code for a protein of 848 amino acids. Gene Ontology annotation, biological process: cell migration; protein K29-linked deubiquitination; cytoskeleton organization. Gene Ontology annotation, cellular component: nucleus; cytoplasm. NCBI's taxonomy places the organism in Eukaryota, Metazoa, Chordata, Chondrichthyes, Orectolobiformes, Hemiscylliidae. Gene Ontology annotation, molecular function: zinc ion binding; K63-linked polyubiquitin modification-dependent protein binding; cysteine-type deubiquitinase activity.
AUAGAGAGAAGAAAAGUAUCUGCAAAUCGAACUCAUUGUAAUGCGAGUGUAGUCCAGAGCCUGCAGCAGCUUUGCUGUUCAAGACGAGAGAAGUAGGAGGGGGGGAGGAGGGGCUCUGCACACUUUAAACAAGUCCAGAGCGAGAGGGCGUUGAAAACCCAUUUAACCGGGGCUGCUGCAGAAGAUGGCAGCUGAAGACAGUUUGUUGCCUCAGUUUCUGUUCGCCAGUAACUUGACGAAGACGGUGAGGCUCAGGGAGAGAAUCGCCAAUGACCUGGUCAGACCGAACUGCACCAAUGGUUUGAUUCACCAUUUCAGGAGCCUUCACAGGUACACAGUGGAGCUGUUCCGACUGAGUCAUUUCAACCUUCGGUUCAGGACUAAAAUCCAAGACGCUCUGUUUGACAAGGCCCAGGAGACUGCCCUUCAACAAAACAGGAACCUUAACUGGUGUAGAGAGGUCAAGAAACUUGUGCCUUUGAAGACAAACGGUGAUGGAAACUGCUUGUUGCAUGCCACGUCCCAAUUUAUGUGGGGAAUUCAGGACAUUGACCCUAUCCUUCGCAGAACACUAUGGGAAGCUCUAAAAGAAACAGAUACCAGAAACUUCAAAUUACGGUGGCAGAUUGAAUGUGUCCGAUCACAAGAAUUUGAAGCCACGGGUCUCCAGUACGAUACCAAGAACUGGGAUGAAGAAUGGGAGAAGGUGGUGAAAAUGUCGUCUGUAGUUUCACAUUUAGGUCAGCCUGGGCUACCUUUCGAUUCACUAGAAGAAAUUCACAUCUUUGUUCUUGCCAAUAUCCUUAAAAGACCAAUAAUUGUUAUUGCUGCAGACAGGGUACUGAGAAGCUUUAGUACCAACACAAGCUUGGCUCCCUUGCAUUUUGGAGGAAUUUACCUACCACUGCAUUGGCCACCACAAGAAUGCUAUAAAUAUCCUAUAGUAUUGGGCUACGACAUGCAACAUUUUUCUCCACUUGUUACCAUCAAUGACAGGAGUCCAGAAAUUCGUGCUGUUCCAUUGGUCCACAACGAAAGUAGACGAUUUGAAGAGUUCACAGUGCACUUUCUAAUACCAAAAGAGGAGGAAAAUAAAACCAAGCUGCUGGAGGAUUAUUUCAGUCUGAUUGAAAUACCAGUCCAGGGUGUGGAGUUUGGAACUACUCAUUUAAUUAAAGCUGCGAGGUUGGAUGAAGGCAACCUUCCAGAAGACUUGAAUUUAGUGGAGGAUUACUAUCAGCUGGUGAAUCAUGAAUACAAAAGGUGGCAGCAGAACCCAGCUGAGAGCAAUAGGCCUGCUCAUAACCAGAUCCGAAUGAAUAAUGCUACGUAUCUUGGGUCCCUCAUAGAAGAAAAGUGUGCCACAUACGGAUGCCUUUUCUACUGCUCUGUAGAGACAAAGCCAUUUUGUCAUGAGUGUUUUGAGCAGGCAAAGAACACAAAGAUGGACAGCAAAAAUGGUGAGCAGCAGCAGGUAAAGAAAGGGUGUUGUCGUCCUCGGACUGAGCUGGUUAUCACUGCGACCACACCUACAGAACCAGAACGAUCAUCUCGACCACGCUCAGCACCACCAACAGCUCCUAGUCUUUCUCUCUUCAGCGAAACAAAUGCCAUGAAAUGCAAGGUUCCCAAUUGCCCCUUUACCUUAAAUGUGCAGCACAAUGGACUAUGUGAGCGGUGCUUUAAGAUGAGGUCAGCUGUGCCAGGCAACGCAACUGAUAAUAGGACUUCUGAGGUGAGAAUGCCUUGUCACAGAGAGUCCAGCUCCGAGAGAGCGGGUUCAACCCGGGAGAAUACAAGGACUAAACAAGGUGCUGGUAACCUGUUGCAUCAGGAGCACAAUCGGUGUGACAGAUGUCACCAGGACACUCUGCCGACGAUUAACGGAUUGUGUAAUAUGUGCUUGUUGAGGACAUUUCAAGGAAAUAGCACUGCUUCCCAUGAGGACUCUGGCUCUUUCCGUUCAGGCCAUGAGAGGUCCCAUUCAGACCCAAGCCAGAUUAUAAGGAAUAUGGGCCACCUCUCCCCUCCUGAUCAAUACCAGACCUCUCAUGUAUGGACUUCUGCUGUUGGGCCGCAGGUUCCUCAAAGCAGCCAGAAGGGCCGAGCCAACUAUGUCCCUGAGGAACCGAAAGAAGGUUUCCAGCCGUGUAAGAACUCUGGGUGCCACUAUUUUGGAACAAAGGAGCAUGAGGGUUAUUGCACCAUCUGCUUUAUUGAAUAUAGAAGAAACCUUGAUGAAACUGUUAAUCAGAACAGAAUGCAAAGGAAUGUACAGCCUUCUCACCGGCUACCUCAGACUGAUCCCCGAUUCCAGAACAUGGCUCGUUGUCAGGGGAAAGACUGCAACACAUUUGGAAAUAGUCAUUUUGAAGGAUAUUGCCAAAAAUGUUUUAUAGAUACACAGUAUCAAAGAUACAAUGAAGCAACCGGAUCGAGAGGCCAUUCCAGCUCAAAUGCAUCACAACGUCGACCUUCUGACCGCAAUGAGUUGAGAAGCCAGAGGGUUAAAUGUGCAAAAAACUAUUGUAACAACUAUGUAACAUCCAGCGAAGGUGAACUUUGUUUAGAAUGUCGACAUAACAAUCGUGGCAUCACCCGAGAUCCUCUCCUAAAUCACCCACCAAAGCAGCGUUGCCAUGCCACCGGCUGUGACCAUUUUGGCAAUAAUAAAUGUAACGGGUAUUGCAAUGAAUGCUAUGCUUUCAUUUCUACUUAUGGAAGAAAAUAGACCUUCAGUGCAAAUAAUAAAUGCAGAGGAUGUUUUUUCUGCACCAGAAUAAACUGUUUUUGGUACCACUCUGAAAGAGUGAGCCUUCAGUCUCUCAAGGAUAUUUCAGUACAAAAAAUGAGGUUUUGUAAAUAUUUUCUAUGUGAUUCUAUUUAUUCCAAUAAUAAAUUGUUUUUGUAUUAAUCUUUAUUUCAUAAACCAUAAA